Molecule: messenger RNA, 1610 nt
Organism: Elgaria multicarinata webbii
Lineage: Eukaryota; Metazoa; Chordata; Lepidosauria; Squamata; Anguidae
Gene: ARPC1B
Product: actin related protein 2/3 complex subunit 1B
Exons: 10
Coding region: 268-1377 (369 amino acids)
Biological process (GO): Arp2/3 complex-mediated actin nucleation
Cellular component (GO): Arp2/3 protein complex; actin cytoskeleton
Molecular function (GO): actin filament binding
Source: RefSeq, a predicted model, not a curated record
CACCUCUCUCUCUCUCUCUCUUUCUGCCAACACCCACGCAAGGAAGUGGUUACAUUUUUUUCCCCUCUGAGGCGAAAAGGGAAGUCCAAGAGAGAGCCCUGCCUUGACUUCUGCGUUUCCUUUGAGGCCGGCUCAGCUGGGUGGCCGUUCAUGUCGACUGCUCAGAGUCCAUGAACUAAGCGGCCCUCCUUUUUCCAGACCGCGGUGUGUGGAAGACGAGAGCCUCCGUUUUGUUUCCUCUCUCGUUCCCUUCGAGGUUGAGACGUCAUGGCUUACCAAAGCUUCCUGCUGGAGCCCAUCAGUUGCCACGCCUGGAACAAGGACAAAACACAACUGGCCAUCUGUCCUAACAACCACGAAGUUCACAUCUACAAGAAAGACGGGGCGAAGUGGAGCAAAGUCCACGAGCUGAAGGAACACAAUGGACAGGUGACAGGCAUUGACUGGGCCCCUGACAGCAACCGCAUCGUGACCUGUGGCACAGACCGCAACGCCUACGUCUGGACGCUCAAGAGCAAUGUCUGGAAGCCCACGCUGGUCAUCCUGAGGAUCAACCGGGCUGCUCGCUGCGUGAAGUGGUCUCCGAAAGAGAACAAGUUUGCUGUCGGCAGCGGCUCCCGCCUCAUCUCCAUCUGCUACUUUGAGCAAGAGAACGACUGGUGGGUUUGUAAACAUAUCAAGAAGCCCAUUCGAUCGACCAUCCUCAGCUUGGACUGGCAUCCCAACAACGUCCUUUUGGCGGCCGGAUCCUGUGAUUUCAAAUGCAGGAUUUUCUCGGCCUACAUCAAAGAAGUUGAGGAGCGUCCAUCGCCCACCCCCUGGGGAUCCAAAAUGCCCUUUGGGGAGCUCAUGUUCGAAUCCAGCAGCAGCUGCGGCUGGGUCCACAGCAUCUGCUUCUCCGAGAGUGGCAGCCGCGUGGCCUGGGUGGGACACGACAGCACCAUCUGCCUUGCGGACGCCAACAAGAAAAUGGCCGUGGCCUGCCUGUCCACAGAGACGCUGCCUCUCCUGGCUGUGACCUUCAUCACUGAGAACAGCCUGGUGGCCGCGGGCCAUGACUGCUACCCAAUGCUGUUCACGUACGAGGAGCAGCAGAGUGUGCUGACUUUCGGGGGGAAGCUGGACAUCCCCAAACAGAGCUCCCAGCGCGGCCUCACCGCUCGCGAGCGCUUCCAGAACCUGGAUAAGAAGGCCAGCUCUGACACCAACAAUGCCACCCUGGACACGCUCCACAAGAACAGCAUCAGCCAAAUCUCUCUGAUUGCUGGCGGGAAAGGCAAUUGCUCCAAGUUCUGCACUACAGGAAUGGAUGGGGGUAUGAGCAUCUGGGAUAUCAAGAGCUUGGAGUCGGCGAUGAAGGGUCUUCGCAUUAAGUGAAAAGGACGCUCCUUCUCCCUGCCUACCCACGUAGCCUCCUUAGCUGCCACUGUGGCUCACUUUCUUCCUGCAGUUCAACACACCGAUGAAGACGAUUUCAGCAGCUACAACUUUGCAGUUUCUCUGUGCCUCAUAAGCAAAGGGAUGUGCGGGGAUUUUUUAUAUAUAUAUACGCGUCUGUACUGUGCUUAAUAAAUGACACAGAUAUGCUGGUCAUAAUUAGCUAAGGAAAA